Leptopilina heterotoma is the source of this 677-nucleotide messenger RNA. RefSeq lists its product as uncharacterized. The transcript is spliced from 5 exons. The record is from RefSeq and is a predicted model, not a curated record. Lineage: Eukaryota; Metazoa; Arthropoda; Insecta; Hymenoptera; Figitidae. Bases 240 to 677 code for a protein of 145 amino acids.
AAGACGACGGACUUAUUUUUAAAGAAAGAUUCUUUUGUUUUCGUUCUGUUUUAAUUUGAGGCAUUGGCCGGAAAGUAAAAGGAAAAAUUAUUAAGGAGGAAUAUUUGAAUAUUUAGUUAUGGCGAAUUGCUGUAGAAUAUGGUCCUUGGAUUCCGGCACCUUUGCGGAUAAAUCCCACUUUGGGGUGGGGUUUUAACGAGGAGCUAUGGAAGAAUAGCCCCUCGAAGAAAUAUUCAAGGAUGAUUUGGCGUCAAGAAUAUUUCUGGCGAAACACAACCGGAGAAUACCUGUGCAGAGGAUUCUGGGCGACGAGCUGCUUCCGGGAUCCGGCCAUGCUCAAAAGCGAGGAUGGCCAUACAGGGAUUGUAAUAGGAGGGGGAUUCAAUUGCACCGAGGAAAAAGAAAUUCCCUUAAAGGAUCUUCUGUCCCGUGCGCCACCACGUUAUGGGGCUUAUGCUGUGCGGGAGGAGCUUUUUUUCUCAUUUAUCGAGGAAUUUGUUCUCAUAAAUGGAGAGAUGCUGUGCUUUCGAUCCCGCUGGCAAUUGUGUUAUGAUGUUCCGGUGGAUGAGGCCUGGAAGACCAUAGGCCAUCGCUCUCUGGCGGAGGGGCGGAAGGCUCGUCGGGAGCAGAAAAGAAGAGCCCGGCUAAGCCGUUGCGAGCACGCUCGUUUGAUUUGA